CGCGUUUUAUGAAAUUGUGAAUUGAAACGCACGUUUUAGUCUACAGGAGAGAUACAGAGGAAAGAGCGCGUUGUUUUCAAACCUGGUUAACGUUAUUCACUAUUCAUGAAGAUUACUGAAAAAUGUGUGAAGUUUUGAAAUCAAAUUUUGAAGAAAUUUAUCCUGAAAUUGAAGAUUCAAUUAAAAGAAGUUCAUUUAUAGCCAUUGAUCUGGAGUUCACAGGUUUACAUUUUGAAGAUGGUUGUAAUAACAACAUGUUUGAUGAUGGAGCUGAGAGAUAUUCAAAAUUAAAAAAGAAUUGUCAGAAUUUUACAAUUAGUCAAAUAGGAUUGGCAGUUUUCAGACAUGAUACAACAAACAGUUGUUACACUGCUAAUGUCUUCAAUGUGUUUGUGUUUCCACAAAGCUGUGCCAGUCUUGAUGAACGAUUCUCUUGCCAGGCGUCAUCCUUAAAAUUCCUUUGCCAGUAUGAAUUUGACUUUAACAAAUUCAUCUACGAUGGUGUUCCGUUUUUAACCCAUGAGCAAGAAGAAAAGCUGAGGGCUUUGGGUAACCCAGAGGAAUUGCUCAGUACCAUAGGUGGGAACUUUUUCCGUCCGAUAUUUACCAGCGUCUCAGUUUGGUUAAGGCAGGCUGCUGUUGAUGAUGAAAUGGUCAUCGAUGCUAACAGAGGUGUGGAUAUUUUGAUUUUACAAGCAAAAUUGUGUACCAUGUUCAAGGAAAUAUGGACAAGAUCAACAAGUAAAAAUGAAGUAAUUGUAAUGAAAGUGAGCGUUGAAAAAAGAAAAGUAUUAGAAAAUACAUCGCCAGCAUGGAAAUCAAGCCAAAGUAUUCAGACUGAUAUGUGAUUCUAAAAAGCCUGUUGUAGGACACAAUAUGUUAAUGGACCUUCUACUUAUGUAUGACAAGUUCCACAACAAAUUACCAAGUUCAUGGACAGAUUUUAAGAAUGAGCUGCAUCGAAUUAUACCAAAUAUUUAUGACACAAAACACUUAGCGAGUAAAUGCAGAAAGUGAAAAGGGGCAGUUAGCAGCCUUCAACCCACCAACAAUAUCUCUAGACCCAAAGUCUAAACACUAUGGUGAGGAGAAACAUUAUCAUGAAGCUGGUUAUGAUGCCUAUAUUUGUGGAUAUGGGAUGGUGCCAGGAUUUGCCUGAGGGGGCCGAUGAAGUGUGUUUUUCUUCCUGACAGUGGGGCCUGCUCGCCCCGAUUCCUGUUUGUUAUGAUUGAAUGUUUAGUCAAAUUUUCCCACAAUUUUGCUGAUUCCCCAAUGAGAGCGUAAGUGGGCUUGGUGUGGCAUCGCUCAAAAUCCCUUGGAUGCAUAUCCCCCAAAAAUUACGACAGUUAUGGAUUUUAUUAUCUAUUACAGAGUACUAAUAUGUAAAAAAUACAGUAGGCCUACAGGAAGGGGAACAUAUAGUAUUGUGUUGUCCUUUUUCUUUGUUCAUUUUGCAUGUUUUUGAUCUUAUUCUUAACAACUGUCUUUCAUAUAUCAGUACUGUACUUAAAUGUUUUAAUGUUUUAUAAUUUUUAAUUUUUAAAUAUUUUAUAUGUACCAUAACCAAGCGAAUUUCCUUUUGGAUAAUAAAGUAUUUUU
Molecule: messenger RNA, 1599 nt
Organism: Anneissia japonica
Lineage: Eukaryota; Metazoa; Echinodermata; Crinoidea; Comatulida; Comatulidae
Product: poly(A)-specific ribonuclease PNLDC1-like
Biological process (GO): nuclear-transcribed mRNA poly(A) tail shortening
Cellular component (GO): endoplasmic reticulum; cytoplasm
Molecular function (GO): RNA binding; poly(A)-specific ribonuclease activity
Source: RefSeq, a predicted model, not a curated record